UAUGUUCGUGACUUUAAUAGGGAAAAAAAGUAGGUGGUGCGCAUAGCUGCUAGCACCAUUAGAAGUAGCGGAGUUAGUGACGGACAUACUUGACAAAAAAAUGGUGGCGCGCGGAGCAGAGCCGUGUAGAACUGUAGAUAUUCUUCCUUGAGUUCCGAGUAAAAACAAUACGGACUACUGGAUUAAUACGCUAAUAACUUUUUGGUUAGUCCGAGUACACAAAUGAAAAGUAAGCAUGUCUCCUUGAUCCAAGGAGAGAAGGUGAUAAAGAAAAAGCUCAUAAACGAUUUCUAAUUCCACCUUGCGUGUUGAUCCGGGUAUGGUAAAAGCCUAAAAGAGAUUGCUCGUUAAAAUACCUGAUACAGUGAUACUCUUACAAGCGAACUUUGCUCGUUUUGUCCGAUAAGUUGAAUUUACGAUAGUUGCAAACAGAACGGUGAGUUUAUGGUGAUCUUUUGAUGCUCAAUACGUUUGGCAAGCACUAUGAUUGGGAGCAGUAGUGAAGAUGAUCAGUCAUCGGAGAAACGACUUGGGAGGUGUUCUGUGGCCUUGUAUGGUGUAGGGCACAUGCUCAAUGACAUUACAUCUGCUUGUUGGUUCACAUACCUUUUGGUCUUUUUGACAGAUAUUGGUUUAUCUCCAAGAAAAGCUGCAAUUGUCAUGCUCUCAGGUCAGAUAGCUGAUGGAUUGGGAACCAUUUUUGCUGGUGAACUGAUUGAUAGAUUUGGACAUUUCAAAGCAUGGCAUGCUGCUGGAUCUCUAUUGGUUGCCAUCUCAUUUUCAUCGGUAUUUGGUGGUUGCUUGCCUUGCAAAAUAUUUGGUUCUAAUUCAUCUCUUUUGGAAACUAUUGGGUAUAGUGUGUUUGCUGCAAUAUUCAAUAUCGGCUGGGCUGCUGCUCAAGUAUCACACAUGUCAAUGGUGAAUUGCAUCACUUUGAAUUCAACAAGCAGAGUCGUGUUAGCUAGCUGUCGCAAUGCCUUUACAAUGGUUGCAAACCUCAGCUUGUAUGGAGUUGCUUUUAUUGUAUUCAACAUGAACACCUCAAGGAAAGUAGCUGCUAUUGAGAAUCAGUACCGCUGGAUAGCGUAUGUCUCAAUUUUCAUUGGAUGUUGCUUUGUCGGCAUGUUUCUUCUUGGAACUAAAGAACCAAGAUUGAAACAAAAAGCUCAUGUUAAUGGCUAUGUUAGAAUUUGUUGGAGUUAUUGGUUUAAGAAAAUUCUUUAUCACCAAGUUGCUCUUGUUUAUGUGCUAACAAGACUUGUUACUAAUGUUUCACAGUCAUUUCUAGCUUUCUAUGUUACCGAUGAUCUACAAAUGAGCCACUCUGCAAAAGCUUUGGUCCCUGCCAUCAUCUACAUUUGGAGCUUCAUUGUUUCUGUUGUGCUACAGGAGCUAACCUGGACUAGCCAACGGAUAAAAGUCUUUUAUAGUGUAGGAGGCCUCCUUUGGAUAUUUAGUGGCAUAGGAAUACUGUUGCUCCCAAGAAAUAUGAAUGCCAUUAUGUACAUCCUGUCAGUCGUGAUUGGUGUUGCGAAUGCCCUGAUGAUGGUAACUGGUGUGAGCAUGCAAAGUGUCCUGGUUGGCGAAGACCUUAAUGGUUGUGCUUUUGUGUAUGGGUCGUUGAGCUUUAUGGACAAAAUGUCAUGUGGGGUGGCACUGUUCGUUCUUGAGUCAUUACAGAACUCAACACCAGCUCUGGGUAGAGGAAGCUAUAAUCAUGCUUACACUAGUCUCUCCAUAACACGGUAUGGUGUCGGUUUUGUUCCUGCAAUUUGUGCUCUUGCUGGUGUGAUUGUCACCUGCUCCAUGAAACUCCAUACACCGCAAAUAAAGCCCUUAGCUGAACCCCUUUUAGCCUAACACACACAGACUUGCACUAGAAAAGAAUACAGGUUGUAGCUAUAGAUCGAAAUUAUACAGGUUAAGUUUGUGUGCCUUACCAGAUCGGUUGGAAGGACCACUGCCCACAUAGGAGAAUAGGAAAUUACUGUAUCACUAUUCUUACAAACUCUAAUUACUUCGUGUAUAAAACAAACUCUAAUUACUUCACAUUAUAUUUACCCUCAAAAUUGUUCAUAUUUUAUCUGAUCUUGUUAGUUUGUUCAUGAAAUCAAGUGUUGUUCAUGCUUAUUUAUUUGGCAUG
Molecule: messenger RNA, 2143 nt
Organism: Cuscuta epithymum
Lineage: Eukaryota; Viridiplantae; Streptophyta; Magnoliopsida; Solanales; Convolvulaceae
Source: the annotation of a GenBank genome assembly